Molecule: messenger RNA, 737 nt
Organism: Nematolebias whitei (Rio pearlfish)
Lineage: Eukaryota; Metazoa; Chordata; Actinopteri; Cyprinodontiformes; Rivulidae
Product: chromatin assembly factor 1 subunit B-like
Exons: 8
Coding region: 24-737 (237 amino acids)
Biological process (GO): DNA replication-dependent chromatin assembly; nucleosome assembly
Cellular component (GO): CAF-1 complex; nucleus
Molecular function (GO): protein binding
Source: RefSeq, a predicted model, not a curated record
ACAGACAGAGGAGAUUAGGGAAAAUGAAGGUGGUAACCUGUGAGAUAGCAUGGCACAACAAGGAGCCGGUCUACAGCCUGGACUUUCAGCACAGCUCAGAUGGACGCUUUCACCGCCUGGCCACAGCUGGAGUGGACACCACAGUCCGGAUGUGGCGAGUAAACGCUGGCCCAGAUGGGAAGGCAGCGGUGGACUUCCUGUCUAACUUGGCCAGACAUACGAAGGCUGUCAAUGUGGUCCGCUUUUGUCCUAAUGGAGACUUCCUAGCUUCAGGAGGAGAUGAUUCUCAUAUUCUUUUGUGGAAGCUCAAUGACUGUAAGGAGCCGGAGCAGACUUCUGUUUUUCAGGAGGAUGAAGAUGCUCAGCUUAACAAAGAGAGCUGGUCUGUAGUCAAAACACUGAGAGGACACAUAGAGGACGUGUACGACAUCUGCUGGACGCGAGAUGGAAACUUCAUGAUUUCUGGGUCUGUUGAUAACACUGCAAUUAUGUGGGACGUCAACAAAGGACAGAAGUUGUGUAUCUUGAAUGACCACAAAAGCUACGUUCAGGGAGUGACCUGGGACCCUCUGGGCCAAUAUGUUGCCACUCUCAGCUGUGACAGGGUUAUGCGAGUGUACAACACUCACACAAAGAAGAAGGCCUUCUGUGUCAGUAAAAUGAGCUCAGGUUCACCUACAGAGGGAGAGCAGAUACCUGUGUCCACAUGGAAGCAGCCUGAGCUCACCAUGGAGUGA